AUGGUGUCCGGUAUGGGCGGGUAUGCGGAUGAUACGGCGAUGUCUUCUAAUAAUGUCUCUCAUCGCCGAACCCAUAAUCUACUACUCAUCUCAAAGCUGCUGAACCUCCGAGAAGGCGCGGCACCAUUGACACUAGUUCAAGACUCGCUAGAGCAGCCCGCCGCUCCGCUGCUGAAGGAGUACAUUCGACGGACUAGACUGUCCAAGGGACAUGUGACGUUUAUCUCCUUUGAUACCUUGACCCGUCCGGCUGGUGUAGAUUCGUUCAUAACUACCAAGGGAAAGGCGUAUGAAGAGAUCGCGAAGGAGGUGGUUGCAUCGUAUCCCUCAUGUCAGCCCGCAUGGAACCAGAAUAUUGCCCCAAAAAGAUGUCUCGUCAUCAUCGACUCGAUGCACCCUCUGCUUUCCCCCAGAGGCGGCGUAGACCCGGUCUAUCUGCCUGAAUAUCUCAGCUCGGUGCUGGGACCUCCAUCUCCGCAUAUGCAGGCCUCGCUUGUCCUGGUGUAUCAUCGCCAUAUAUCUCCUUCGCUCAGCUCGAACCCUUAUGCGCCAUCCCCGCUAUCACUGUUGACAUACCUUGCCACGACGAUAAUUACAACCCAUUCGAUCUCCCAGAUGCUUGCUCGGAGGGCAGCUCUGGACAGGAGCCUUGCGCCGCCAGUUUUUGGACUAGAGGAAGAAGUCGAUGGGGUUUUAAUUGGGAGAGUAAACCAACACGCCAAGGGAGAACGUCAUGAUGGUAUCGUGAUGGAGAUGGAGCAUAGACGGAAGAGCGGGCGAGGCAUAGUCGAAUGGUAUCUUCUACCUCACGCAUCUAAAUAUCACGCCAAGCAAGCUACGGAAGUGGUGAUUCUGCUGGACGACCACCCACUGUACAAGCGGAAAGAUGUUGAAGUGAAAGGGGAUUCCUGGGAACCUGAAUCGACCUUUGAGCUUGGGUUGACAGAGAGACAACGGCGAGAUAGGGAUAACGUGGUGCUGCCUUAUUUCGACGCGCAGAAAGGUGAUGGCCCCGGAGAAGGCGGGCGGAUCCUCUAUGAUAUGGGCGAAGAAGACGAUUUUGACGAGGAAGAGGACGAAAUUUGA
Molecule: messenger RNA, 1086 nt
Organism: Arthroderma uncinatum
Lineage: Eukaryota; Fungi; Ascomycota; Eurotiomycetes; Onygenales; Arthrodermataceae
Exons: 4
Coding region: 1-1086 (361 amino acids)
Biological process (GO): tRNA wobble uridine modification
Cellular component (GO): nucleus; cytosol; elongator holoenzyme complex
Molecular function (GO): tRNA binding
Source: RefSeq, a predicted model, not a curated record